GUUCCUAUUCGGUAUAUAACCCAUCACUCCCCUCCCCAACAUCCUCAAACAGAAUUUGCAGUUAGUAUCACUCUUUCUCUAGUUCUUGUCCCUCACUUUCAUAUAAUUUUCAAACAAUAUACGAAUUCAAAUAUACAUAAGUAUAUUCAAAUAACAUGCCAGCUGGUUUGGAGCCUCUGGAUAUCGGCGUGCAGAUUCCUUACUAUUUCCGUUGCCCGAUUUCGCUGGAGCUCAUGUGCGACCCGGUAACCGUUUGUACCGGUCAAACUUACGAUCGCUCCAGCAUUGAAUCGUGGGUGGCCACCGGGAACACCACGUGUCCGGUCACCCGGGCCCCACUGACGGAUUUCACGCUUAUUCCCAACCACACUCUGCGGAGGCUGAUUCAGGAAUGGUGCGUUGCGAACCGCUCGUUUGGUGUGGAGCGGAUUCCCACUCCGAAGCAGCCUGCCGACCCUAUUCUGGUUCGGUCUCUGCUGAGCCAGGCCUCGUCCGGAUCCGGUUCGUUUAGCGUGAGGCUUUCGGCUCUGCGGCGGCUCAGAGGCUUGGCGCGUGAAUCGGAGAAGAACAGAUCUGUGAUUGCUGCUACCGACGCGCGUGCGAUUUUGCUGUCGAUUGUUUUCGGCGAUGCUGGGGCGAUUCCGACGGAAUUGAAUCUGGAAUCGGUUGCGAUUUUGGCGAUGUUUACUCUCUCUGAGCCGGAGUGUUUGUUUGUGGCGAGUGAUUCGGAGAGGGUGAGUUAUCUGGUGAAUUUACUGUUCCAUUCGUCGAUCGACGUGCGAGUGAACUCGGCGGCGUUGAUUGAAUCGAUUGCGGCGGGAUUGAGGUCGCCGGAUCUCCGAUCGCAGCUGAGCGGAGCGGAGGGGGUGUUUGAGGGGAUCGUCGGGCUGCUGAACUACCCGGCGGCGUAUCCUAGGGCGGCGAAGGUCGGGAUCAAGGCGCUGUUCGCGCUGUGCCUGGUGAAGCAGCACCGCGAGCGGGCGGUGGCGGCGGGGGCGGCGGAGGCGCUGGUGGACCGGCUGGCGGAGUACGAGAAGUGCGACGCGGAGAGAGCGCUGGCGACGGUGGAGCUCCUGUGCCGGAUUCCGGCGGGGUGCGAGGCGUUCGCGGCGCACGCGCUGACGGCGCCGCUGCUGGUGAAGACGAUCCUGAAGAUCUCGGAUCGGGCGACGGAGUACGCGGCGGGGGCGCUGCUGUCGCUGUGCUCGGCGUCGGAGCGGGCCAAGUGCGAGGCGGUGGCGGCGGGGGUGCUGACUCAGCUGCUGCUGCUGGUGCAGAGCGACUGCACGGAGAGGGCGAAGCGGAAGGCGCAGACGCUGCUGAAAUCGCUCAGGGACUCGUGGCCCCACCACGACUCCAUCGCCAACACGGAUGAUUACGCCGGAAGCGACGUCGUUCCGUUUUGAUUUUACUGUUAUAUUUUUUUACUAAUUCUAACUAGCUUAAAAUUUAAAUUGCAUUUUUAAAGGGGAAAUAUUAGUUAGCAUGAUUUGAUUUGAGAGGGUUAGUUUAGGCCUUAGGGCGUACAUGUAUGUAUUUGUAUCUAUCUACUCUUCUUUGGAGAGAGUUUUGGAAGAAUGGAAAUGAUUUGUUGGUGAUUGUAA
Molecule: messenger RNA, 1604 nt
Organism: Salvia hispanica
Lineage: Eukaryota; Viridiplantae; Streptophyta; Magnoliopsida; Lamiales; Lamiaceae
Product: U-box domain-containing protein 26-like
Biological process (GO): protein ubiquitination
Molecular function (GO): ubiquitin protein ligase activity
Source: RefSeq, a predicted model, not a curated record